Molecule: messenger RNA, 878 nt
Organism: Dissoconium aciculare CBS 342.82
Lineage: Eukaryota; Fungi; Ascomycota; Dothideomycetes; Mycosphaerellales; Dissoconiaceae
Exons: 1
Coding region: 82-549 (155 amino acids)
Source: RefSeq, a predicted model, not a curated record
UUUUUUUCUUAUUGCGUAUGCAGGCAGACGGCGGAGGACGAGACUACAGCGCAGUAAUUAUUAGGCGGUGGACAAAAGCACAUGUUGGGAGAUAGAUGGUCCCAUGGCACAUGUUCCGAGGCAGCGACGUGCUUGACAAGUUUUCUGGCCAGCGCCGCCGCGGGCACUGGCGCAAGAGGCAGUGCGCCGAGUUGCAUGAUGAUGCGAAAAACAGCCUUCCCGCCCGCGAAACUACUGCGGGACUAUUCACACCGCUCUGCAUCAGGAAGUCAUUACUCUUUUGAUCAUAUUGUAUCGCCCAAAUCGGGCGAGCGGCGGAGCGGAAUCAUGCAUGCCUCCCUUGCCCGGCUCCGCGCUGGUGGAAGUUGGUCGGCAUCGUCCAUCUGUCCCCAUGCAGUCGCCCGUAGCGCGCGGCACCAAUGCAUCAUGUACGGUCUAAAACAGUCAAACAACGAUGUGAUUUCUGCAAGGUACGAGCCUCGUCGCGAGGAUUCGUGCUUUUUCCUGACUCUCAAAACAGACAUGAUGGCGCGUAACUCUGUCUCCUGACGCAGGUCGUGUUGGAUUCGACGUCGUCAUUGUCGCCGUUUGCAUAGCGACGGCGCUCGAGGAUCCCUUGCUUUCACGACGAAAGUCUGAGGACAGACAAACGCAGACCACGUCUCUUGGCUGCGCUGCGCUGCGCUGGCGCGUCCUAUCGCAGCAGAAAAGUCGUUUGUCUUGCUAGGCAAGGUCGUAUUUCAUUUCUCGGAGAGUUCGCAUCGCCUCGCAUUGCAUCUGAAAUUCGGAUAUAGCUCUGCCGAACGCCAGGUUCGUGGCUCGAGAUCUGCCCGCGCCAUGCAUCACCGUUCGCGUUUCAAACCCGCGACCGGAGCCAC